CAGAUAUGGCAGCAGUCCUUGAUGCCCACUGCAGCCUUUAUGACGUGCUGCAAGCAAAAGAGGACGCCACAGUGGAUGAGAUCAAAGCAGCCUUCAAGAGACGAGCGCUGGAAGUGCAUCCCGACAAAGGUGGCAGUAAGGAGGCCUUUCACCGGGUUUACCAGGCGUUUGAAACACUUUCAGACGCCAAAGCGCGGCAGAAGUAUGACCAGCUGAGGAGAAUGGGACAGCUGGGGGUUUCAGUCUCCAAGGUCCCAGCAAAGGGGACGCCCAACUGCGGAGCAAAGGCUGAGUCAGCUGGUCCUUGCUUUGCCCAGUCAAAAUCUGGUGGAAGCUCUGCUGGUGGCGUGCAGCAAGCUGCAGAGUACAAAGCCAGGUUGAUGGCUAAAAUCCAUGAUUUGUUGAAGCAAAUGCCUCGGGAUGUUCGUUAUAAAGUGAUCAGCAAGGAGUUUUCCGAGCAGCAGCGCGUGCUUCUGCAAGAGUGGAUGGUGGAUUUUGCGGAGAAAGAAAGUGUGCCAAUUGAUCCUCAAAGAGCUCCACAACAGGCUGCAACAAAAACAGGGCAAAAGAGGUGUAAAACGAAACCAAAGACUUCCAGGAGAACGAUUUCCGGUACAAGAGGAGUAGUCUCGAAUCAUAGCUACUACAUGGCUUCUGUUUGUUGGGAUGGGAUACAAAUCAAUAGUCGGUGCUGCGACUUGGCAACAGCUUUGGAAUAUUUGGUUAUCCUCACAUCUACCCAGCACAAGAUGCAGGAAGACACGCAGUGGCAAGGUGCUUUUGCGGAGCAUUUGGAGCAAACAUUGAGAUCUUCAGCGGAAGAGCAUGGUAGGACACUGGAGGAAAUCAAGGUGCGUUUCCGCACUUAUCUGAUUGCAGGAAUGUUUAUUGGACGUUACCAAGUUUACUCGCCCUUUGUGCACACUUACGAGGACUUGCAAGAACUUCGACAUUGCAUGGAGCCCGUUCGGGCAUUCAGAAAGAAUUACGGUGGCAAUUUCUUUAAGAGUAUUUCCCCAUCCGAGUUUCAGGAUUACUGGGAACAGUUCCAAGGAGUGGUGGCUGGCAUGUUUCAAGUGGCAGGACGUGACACCAAGCAGCCCCUACUUCGGAUUCGCACCUGGUAUGAUGCACGACGACAUGUACGAGCCAAGUACUUGCAGCAAUGGGAGAGACAUUUCAUGUCCAGAGAGGACAAGAAAAAACAUAUGCCCCUGCAUAUCAGAUGUUUGUCGAGAAAUUACAAAAAGUGGCGAAAUCCUUUGGCAGAUAACUUGGCAGCCUUGAAGCCUCUGCUUGUGAGAUGGCAAAACAUCCUCCAGAAGGAGGCCCAAGACUUGGAGAAGCAGCGCCGGCAAGUUGUGCAACAGCGAAAGAGAGAGCGCGAGGCUCAGAGAGAAGCGCGUUGGAAGAGGAUGCACGAUCCACAUCUCACCAUGGAUGAUAUCCUUGGUCCACCCAAGCAUCCGGCAGAGCCAGACAAAAAGACUUUGGUUUUUGCACUGUUCACUUGGCCCUGCUUUGCAUGUCCAGAUAUGGCAGCGUUUUUUUCCAACGGCAGCACUCUCUAUGACGUGCUGCAUGCGAACGAGGACGCCACUGUGGAUGAGAUCAAAGCAGCCUUCAAGAGACGGGCACUGGAAGUGCAUCCCGACAAAGGUGGCAGUAAGGAGGCCUUUCAUCGGGUCUACCAGGCUUUUGUGACGCUCUCCAAUGGCAAAGCGCGCCAGAAGUAUGACAAUCAGCUCAGGGGAAGGGGGCAGCCGGUGUCACGGUCACAAGUACAGGCAACAGCAACUUCCAACGGAGGCAGAACGACGGCCAAGACUCAGGGAGAAUCUGGUGGCGCCUCUGGCAGCUCUGGUGGAGUGCAGCAGGCUGCAAGCUACAAAACGAGGUUGAUGAAGAGAAUCCAUGCUUUGUUGACACAAAUGCCUCGGGAUGUCAGAUUUGAAGCGAUCAGCAAGGAGUUUUCACAGAAGCAGCGAGUGCUUCUGCAAAAAUGGAUGGCGGAUUUUGCGGAAAAAGAUGUGCCAGCUGACCCUCAGGAAACUGCACGACAGGCUGCCAAAAGAACAGGACCAAAAAGACGCAAAACCAAAGCAAAGACUUCCAAGAGGACAGCUUCUGGCAUAAAAGGCGUUUCCUCCACAGGUGGCUACUACACGGCUGGUGUCGGUCUGGAUUGGAUACAAAUCAAUAGUCGGUGCUGCGAUUUGGCAACAGCUUUGGAAUAUUUGGUUAUCCUCACAUCUACUAGGCACAAGCUGCAAGAACACACGCGGUGGCAAGGUGCUUUUGAGGAGCACCUAGAACAAACCCUGACAGCUUCAGCUGCAGAGCAUGGAAGGACAUUGGAGGAGCUAAAGGUGCGUUUCCGUGUCAUUCUUCUUGGAGGAAUGUUUAUUGGAGAAAACCAAGUUUGCUCGCCCAUUGUUCACAGUUUCGAAAGUUUGGGCAAGCUUCGACAAUGCAUGGAGCCCGUUCGGGCAUUCAGAAACAUUUCUGGUGGCAAUUUCUUUAAGAGUAUUUCCCCAUCCGAGUUUCAGGAUCGCUGGGAACAGUUUCAAAAGUCAGUGGCUGGCAUGUUUCAAGUGGUAGGACGUGACACCAAGCAGCCCCUACUUAGGGUUCGCACCUGGUAUGAUGCACGCCGACAUGUACGAGCCAAGUACUUGCAGCAAUGGGAGAGACAUUCCAUGGCCUUCCACGACAAGAAAAAACACAGAUUUUUGACAAACACAUACAGAUUUUGGAAAAGAUCAAAAAAGUGGCGAAAUCCUUUGGCAGAUAACUUGGCAGCCUUGAAGCCUCUGCUUGUGAGAUGGCAAAUCGUUCUUCAGAAGGAGGCCCAAGACUUGGAGAAGCAGCGCCGGCAAGUUGUGCAACAGCGAAAGAGAGCGCGCGAGGCUCAGAGAGAAGCGCGUUGGAAGAGGAUGAACGAUCCAAAUCUCACCAUGGAUGAUAUCCUUGGUCCACCCAAGCAUCCGGCAGAGCCAGACAAAAAGACUUUGGUUUUGGGUCUUGCUGCUUGA
This is a messenger RNA of Cladocopium goreaui, 3035 nucleotides long. Lineage: Eukaryota; Dinophyceae; Suessiales; Symbiodiniaceae. The record is from the annotation of a GenBank genome assembly.